AUGAAGCACAUGCUCUUAUUGGGUGUCGUUUUUACUGCCAGCGUGGCAAAUGCGUUGUAUCUCGCUGAUUGCGACCAGGACGUCAAUUGCGUUUGCCGAGCAGAUCGAAAAGGCCAACUUAAGUUGGACAAUGGGAAACUAUUUGUCUGUACCGAAAGUGGAUGGAAUCUAUACGAAGAGUAUGGGGACGAGUCUCAACCGGGUUCUUCCUGCAAAGAUAUUAAGAAUCACAAAGGAGAAGAAAGCGCAAAUGGGAUCUACUGGAUCAAACUAGAGGGUAUUACUCAGGUUUUAAGCUGGGAUUUAAGUUCAGGACCUAGCUAG
Messenger RNA from Porites evermanni, 324 nucleotides. The record is from the annotation of a GenBank genome assembly. Lineage: Eukaryota; Metazoa; Cnidaria; Anthozoa; Scleractinia; Poritidae.